GGAAGCCUUUACAGACCCUCGAAACAGUCUACUCGCAGACACGGUUCAACAAAAGUGCUCCAUUGCCAGUUGUAAUUAUAGAGAACAACCAGUGAAAGCAAAAGUGACCGUUACGAAAUGGCUGUAAUCCAAGGAGUACUGUUAAUUCUCGCAUCGCUAAAAAUGUUCGUAUCUCAAGAUACGAUCGAAUUCGAUUCCUUGAAUUCAAACAAUUGUUCAACCACCACCGAUAGUUUCGUGAUAUUUCAUCCAAUAAACACAAGUGCCCAUGUCGAGCCAGUUUUCGAUGACGUAAUAGCCGACGAGACGAAAGAUAAUGUCAACGUGUCGCACUUGAAGACGCUUACAUUGCCAAAGGACUGGGACGAGCAAAAACCUAAAUUAAUAUUUCCGAAAACGCCAUCGGACGAGCGUUACAAAAUGGCUGGUCUCCAUUUCGAAAGAGGAAUAUUCAUCUUCCAUUUUCUCAGAAGCGUAUUGUCCAUCGUACAACCAUACGACAUCCCUUUGGAUUUACUCCGAGACACCAUAGACAACCGUGUAACAACCUCAAAAUUCAUAUCUCAGUUCAUACAUAUAGAAGCAGUUUUCCUAGCCCUGGUGGGUGUAUGCUGUUUGUUGGCAUGUGUGAUUCCUGGCACGGAACUUUGGCUUGCCUGUCGUCCAAUCAGAGACGAUUACAAGCCCUCGCAGCAUCCUAGACUCCUGGCAUUUUUCUUGUCAGUCUUCGCCUUCGUAUUGGGCCUGUGCAUGGUGACCAUGACUGUUUGCAACGAGGCCAUCGGAGUCGGUAUCGAAAAGAUUCCACUGGCAGUGGAAACUGCUCUUCAGGAUUUCGGUGACUAUCAUACGGGAUCUACUACGCAACUACGAAAAUGCCUUACGAGGAGUCUCGAUGUGGCUACUGAAGCCAUAUUGGCAGAUCUGGACAAUGUCGAAGAACUACUUGGUAAACCUGUUCAGGUAGAGCUCUCUACCGAAACGGGACUUGAUGUUGCUUUGGAUGCACUUUUAGAUGUUGCCAAUGGGACCCAGGAACUCUCAUUGAGGGCUGAAGCCCUGCUAAAGGAGGGCGAACGAGCUCGCGAAUUAGGGGAGGAAUUGAGUCGUGAGGCGAAUGAGCUACGUCGCCAGCUGGAAGCGGCUGCGAGGAAUUGUCCAGCCCCGGAUCGUCCCCUCUGCGCCAUUCUCAACCCAUCAGGACUUCACCUGGCCCUCCAGUUAGACCGGCUCCUUAGGGAUGAUCGUCUACUUCGGCUGCGCGGAACUGGACGAGAAAAUCUCACUGAAGCUGGUCGACAAGCUCGUGGAGAAUAUCUCUACGUACCUCACCACGUCGCCAGAGCGACAUUGGACGCUCGCAAUCAAAUUCGUCAGGAGAUCAACGCUGUGCGUGCCAAAAUAAUCGAUGAAGCUAAGCAUAUGGAAUCCAGCAAUACUGAACUGGCAAAGCAGCUUAAAUCAGCCCGAAAGAUAGCAAAUUACGUGAUACCUUAUAUCAAUAUAUUUGAAGAACACAGAUGGUUCGUCGGAUUAGGUACCAUCCUCUGUGUCUUCUUUGUCUGGUCUCUCCUGGUUGGGGCAUUGUGCUGCCGCUGCGGAACACCCGAGGGAAAAGUUCGGGCGACACUAUUGUGCGGAGUGCUAACGAGCUGUGUCGUUUCCAUCGUCGUGUGGGUGGUCUUCCUCACAGGCCUCGCCGUAUCCAGCCAGACAGAGAUGCUGGUCUGUCGACCGCUUCACGAUCCAGAAUUUCGUGCAUUAGAGGCCAUCCUGGAAACUGAAGCCUUUCUUGGAAAGCCACUAAGUAUCCCUUUGAAGGAUCUAUUCAAUAAGUGUCAGCAGAAUGAAGCAGCUUAUCCGGCGUUCCAAUUGGGAAGUUCUUUGAAGUUGGAACAGCUGACGGCUCAUUGGACAUGGUCAGGAUUGUCCAAAGCUCUUCAAAGAGUUAGGGUAGACCUCAAGGGACUGCGAAUUCUCACGCCCAACUUGCAGCAGCGUUUGCAGAGUCUCCUUUACGCCUGCGGACCAAAUCUUACCGAGCAUAGAAUUAUGAUUCAAGGACCAAUUCUGAACAGGGACCUAAGUGCUCUGUCCGACCAGGUGGUAAACGUAGCACGGCAGCUGAAGGAUCAAAGAACUGCGAGAGACUUGGAGAUUAUCGCCUCUUCCAUGAGAAAUCUUCUGCUGCGGCAAGUUAAGCCGUUAAUGAAAAUGCAGGAUGAGCUUGUUUAUCAACUCGCUGGCUUGGAAUUGCAAUUGCUGCCUCUGCAGAGACAAGUCAAUCAGUCGAUCUCGCAUCUCAAAACGAUUCAGUACUACAUUGAUAAUCGAGGUGAAAUCAUUGCUCAGUUGAAUACAAAAUUAUAUAUAGAGAGGUUAAGCACUUAUCUAGACCAAUGGCGCAGUCACGUACUCGCAGAAAUGGGAUCCGGAGUAGCGAGAUGUCGACCUCUAUGGGACAUUCUUCACGGCCUGAGGUUGCUACUCUGUCAGCACGUGUUAGGCCCUAUGAAUGGGUUUUGGUUCGCCACACUUUUGUGCGCCAUCGUCAUGAUACUCAGUACCCCUACGGCUCAUUGCUUGGCUCUGGUGUACAGAAAACAGUUUCCCGACAAGGAAACUGCCCUCCUACCCUCAAGAACCGAGAGCCCCGACACCGUUGUUAUAGAUCGGGAAACUUGGCGCACCCCGGAUCCACCACCACCUCAGGAUGGCUGGUGAUGCAAGAGAAACGAGGGCCAAAGUAAUGGCAUACAAAAAAUAGUGAACCAGUUUGGACGUCUUGAGUUUCGUCUCAUCCUUCUAGCACAUUUCGCGCAACCUUUCAACGUCUUUAGUCUAAUUCACAACAUGGAGACGAAUGCAGCUGCACUAGCUUCCCCCAUAGUAUUAUUGGC
This is a messenger RNA of Cephus cinctus (wheat stem sawfly), 2900 nucleotides long. RefSeq names its product prominin-1-A (gene prom). NCBI's taxonomy places the organism in Eukaryota, Metazoa, Arthropoda, Insecta, Hymenoptera, Cephidae. The transcript has 18 exons. The coding region runs from base 118 to 2724 and encodes 868 amino acids. The record is from RefSeq and is a predicted model, not a curated record. Gene Ontology annotation, cellular component: membrane.